AUGAUUAAAGUUCAUAGUCCGAAUACUCUUGGAACAGUUGAUAUUCAGUCAGCUAAUCCAUUAGAUAUGCCACUUAUUCAAAUGCAUCGUUUUGCCGACGGCUCGGAUGAACUUGACAGGGUAGUGCAAAACGUAAGAUUUAUACGUAAGCUUCUUCUUAAAAGCGGAACAAAAUUCGCCAAUUAUGUCGUGAGUGAAGACUUGCCCGGAGCAAAUGUUACAACAGAUGCUGAUAUUAAAAAAUUUAUUAAACAGUAUGUUUGGGGUCAUCAUGUUUGCUGUACAUCACAAAUGGGUAAAGCGAACAAUAAAAAAGCUGUAACAAACUCCAAAGGUCAAGUAUUUGGUGUUUCCCAUCUUCGGAUAUGUGAUAUAUCAAUAUUUCCAAAAGAUCCGGGAUAUUUUCCAUUCUUGCCUAUUUAUAUUGCCUCUGAAAAAAUUGCGGCUGAAAUAACAAAGAAAUGGAAAAAGUAA
Didymodactylos carnosus is the source of this 474-nucleotide messenger RNA. NCBI's taxonomy places the organism in Eukaryota, Metazoa, Rotifera, Eurotatoria, Philodinida, Philodinidae. The record is from the annotation of a GenBank genome assembly.